Molecule: messenger RNA, 3013 nt
Organism: Cynara cardunculus var. scolymus (artichoke)
Lineage: Eukaryota; Viridiplantae; Streptophyta; Magnoliopsida; Asterales; Asteraceae
Product: conserved oligomeric Golgi complex subunit 3
Exons: 27
Coding region: 419-2773 (784 amino acids)
Biological process (GO): intra-Golgi vesicle-mediated transport; intracellular protein transport; Golgi organization
Cellular component (GO): COG complex; cis-Golgi network; membrane
Source: RefSeq, a predicted model, not a curated record
CAAACACAGCCCAACCGCAUUACCUCUGCAAUCGGCCUCGCUCUCUCCUUCGUCCUCCACUCUCUUGCCUCGCUCAGUCGCUUACCCGCUGCCGCACGAUUGCACGAACAGAUUGACGAUUGAAAUCUCAAAUCACUAUUCACCACUGUCGAUCGAAAUCUCAGAUCACCACACACCACUGUCGAUUGACGAUUCUAGAGACUAGAAGUACCGAGUACGAGCUGUUGUCUGUUGAUUGAAAUCACCAGUUCACUUCACCACUGCUGGCAGUCGGCAGUCUCGCCUCUCGCUCUCUCGACUCUCCCGCUCAAAAUCUGAUUGAUGACUUAGGACCGGCCCUGCGAACAUCCAACUCGAUCUCCGGCAGUUACUAAUUCAGAACGACGAUUUGCACGCAUAUUAGUUAAAGAAUAAGGAAAUGACUACUCCUACUAGUAUCAGAACAGGUGUUCCGAAUUCGGAAGCUGUUUCUAGAGGCUACAACUUCGCCUCUACGUGGGAACAGAAUGCUCCACUGACUGAGCAACAACAAGCAGCAAUAUUAGCACUCUCUCAUGUGGUUGUGGAGCGACCAUUUCCUUCAAAAUUAUCUCAGGAAAAAAAUAUUUCCAGAGACAAUAAUGGUUUAUCUAUUACAACAAAGCACGACACUGUGGAAGAAUCUGGGGAAAUAGAUGGUGUUUUGGUCAAUACAAACCAGUUUUACAAAUGGUUUACAGAUCUUGAAGCAGCAAUGAAAUCAGAGACAGAAGAGAAGUAUCAGCAAUAUGUUAGCACCUUAACUGAGAGGAUACAAACAUGUGAUGGUAUUCUUCAGCAGGUGGAUGAAACCCUUGAUUUGUUCAAUGAAUUGCAAAUGCAACAUCAAGUAGUUGCAACAAAAACCAAAACCCUUCACGACGCAUGUGAUCGGAUGGUAAUCGAGAAGCAAAGAUUGAUCGAGUUUGCCGAAUCCCUUCGCAGUAAACUCAAUUAUUUUGAUGAAUUAGAGAAUGUUGCCACCAGCUUUUAUUCUUCAAAUACAAACGUUGCAAGUGAAAACUUUCUUCCGACGCUUAAAAAGCUUGACGAGUGCAUCUCGUAUGUCGAAAAUAAUCCUCAGUAUGCUGAGUCCAAUGUUUAUCUGGUCAAAUUUCGUCAACUUCAAUCUCGAGCCCUGGGGAUGAUACGUGCUCAUGUCCUUGCUGUUCUCAAAAGUAGUACUUCUCAGGUCCAAACAGCACUCCGAGGUAGUGGUGGAAACAAAGCAGCUGUGUCUGAGGGUGUUGAGGCAUCUAUCAUUUAUGUUCGUUUCAAGGCAGCUGCAAGUGAGCUUAAACCGGUACUGGAGGAAAUUGAAAGAAGAUCUUCGAGGAAAGAGUAUGUUCAAAUUCUUUCAGAAUGUCAUAGGAUAUACUGUGAACAGCGGCUAUCCUUGGUAAAAGGCAUAGUAUCACAAAGGAUUUCAGAAUAUUCCAGAAAGGAGACAUUACCUUCAUUAACCAGAUCUGGGUGUGCAUACUUGAUGCAGGUUUGCCAGCUUGAGCACCAACUGUUUGACCAUUUCUUCCCAUCAACUUCAGAGGAUAUCUCAAGUUUGGCUCCCUUGGUAGAUCCGUUAUGUACUUACUUGUAUGAUACACUGCGACCGAAGCUUAUUCAUGAAACAAAUUUGGAUGUUCUCUGUGAACUUGUGGAUAUUCUUAAAAUCGAAGUCAUAGGUGAGCAACUCAGCAGACGAAGUGAAUCUUUGGCUGGAAUACGUCCUACAUUAGACAGAAUUCUGGCAGAUAUUCAUGAAAGGUUGACUUUCCGUGCUCGGACACAUAUUCGUGAUGAGAUAGCAAAUUAUCUCCCCCUGGAUGAAGAUCUAGACUACCCUGGAAAGCUGGAACAAUCAGCUGAGACAAAAUCGGAUCCCAGUUCUCUGGACGAGAGCUCUGAUGUUUUCAAGACUUGGUACCCUCCACUCGAGAAAACUGUAUCCUGUCUUUCGAAAUUAUAUAAUUGUCUGGAGCAAGCAGUUUUUACUGGCUUGGCGCAGGAAGCAGUUGAAGUUUGCUCUUUAUCCAUCCAAAAAGCAAGCAAACUUGUUGCUAAAAGAUCAUCAUUAAUGGAUGGACAACUCUUUCUCAUUAAGCAUCUUCUUAUCUUAAGAGAGCAGAUUGCACCUUUUGACAUUGAAUUCUCAGUCACACACAAGGAACUGGAUUUCUCCCAUUUGUUGGAGCAUCUGAGACGAAUUCUUAGAGGUCAGACCUCGUUAUUUGAUUGGUCAAGAUCAACUUCUUUGGCAAGGACAUUGUCGCCUCGAGUUUUGGAAAGUCAAAUUGAUGCAAAGAAGGAGCUGGAGAAAAGCCUCAAAGCCACAUGUGAGGAGUUCAUCAUGUCAAUCACUAAGCUAGUAGUAGAUCCCAUGCUUUCCUUUGUUACAAAGGUUACAGCAGUCAGAGUUGCAUUGUCAUCAGGUGCUCAAAAUCAAAAGUUAGAUUCAGCUAUGGGAAAACCGCUCAAGGAUCAAGCUUUUGCUACACCAGAUAAGGUUGCUGAAAUCAUCCAGAAGGUGAAUGCAGCUAUGCAGAAGGAGUUGCCAAGAGUGAUGGGAAAGAUGAAGCUUUAUCUGCAAAAUCCAUCGACCCGAACAAUACUUUUCAAACCAAUCAAGACGAAUAUUAUAGAAGCACAUGAACAAGUUCAAUCGCUACUAAACAAGGAGUACUCGGAGGAGGAGAGGGACACCAUUGGUAUGGUGUCUAUACCGGAACUGCAAGCACAACUCAACAAUCUCAUAUAAGACUUCCAUCAUUCAAAACAUUAUGUGAAGAUUAUCAUUUUAAGCUUUUCGCUCAUUAAACCUUUUUACAAACUUCAUUUUAAGCAUGGUUUAAAGCUUUCUCACAUCAUUUGAUUUUGUUUAAUUAGGUUCCCGGCUUCCCAUCAUUGGUGUUUGAGAAUGAUUGUAUAACUUUGUUUACAACUAGAGAAUAAUGUUGUGUUAGUACCCAUUUUUAUGCCACAUUCUUAUGUAGGGUUC